UGUCUUAUCUAAUCGUUCUUUGAGAUUCCGUCAGCACUGCAGACAAUCCUGUAGGGAUAAGGGCACAACGAGCAACACGAAUGGACACAUCCAACUCGCGUCACGUUGGAAACAGCACGCUUGACGCAGAUCCACCACAUGCGCAUAACCUCCUAGAUGUGCUUCGGCAGCUAGACGUCAGCGCUGUGGACCGCAUUCUUGGCACGACGUACGGGUGCUCGGGCGCACGGCUCGCCUGCAAAGCGCUGCGCGACUUUGUGGAUGCCAACGUUUUCGAUGCAGAGCUCUAUACGACAUGGGAUCGCGCGAUGAGCUCACAGCCUCCUUGGGCGCGGACCGGCUUCACCUCGCCUGUGGCGCGGUUCCGGCGCUGCAGCCGCUUGUCAGUAGAACUGGAACUGGACGCGGAUGAAGACGUCAUUCAGCACCCGGCACUGCUUGCCUCCUUGUGCGUGGCCGGCGUGGGUGCCGAUGUGGCGCACAACAUUGCCGAGCUGCGUCUGAAGGGAGCCCUGGAGCUGCCCUCGCUGGUCACUGUCGCGCUCAUGCUGGCGGGCACUCUGCGACACGUGCGCAUACUGGCACUUGACAACCGCCCGUACGGCAUGGGCAGCUUAGACUCCAACAAAUUGCACGCUCUCCACACCACGCUGCAUGGCGCUUUCCCGGCGCUCGAGGAGCUCAUCCUCCCCGCCAGGGCCUGCCUGCGCGGCCUGGAAGCAUUCGCCGGCAGCCGCCUACACACCGUGCGUGUCAUGGCGGAUAGCCCCGGGUCGCUGCGCAUGUCGCACGUGCGCAGCCUGGUGCAGCUGCCGCAGCUCCGGCAGCUUGACCUGGACGGGGAGGACUGGAUUGCAGACUGGUCCAGCGACAGCGAUGACGAGGAAGAGGAAGCGGACGAGGACGAAGACGAUUGCCCUGCGUGUGCUGCGUACCUGCAUUUAGGGGACGCCAGCGAUGAAGAGACGUUUCGUGACAUGAAUGACCAGGAGGUGGGGGAGCUGUGGGCACUGCGGCGGCUGCUGGUGUCGCCACCGCCGGCACUGGAGCGCCUGCGGUGGCCGCAGUGGCCGCAGCAAGAGGUCGGCUUUGCGGGCGGCAGGAUCACAUGCGUGGAGCUCAGGGGGCACUGCGCCGCAGACUUGCACCGCGGCGCGGCGGUGCUGCUGCCGGUGCUGGCGGCGACGGGGCGCCGGCUGCCGCUGCUAAAGGCCGGGCACCUUGGCGACUACCCCGAACGCAUUAUAUCUCAGCUGCAGCCGCACACGCCCGUUUCCCGGCUGCUGGCAGUGACCGACCGCGUGAAACUGAUGGGGUUGAAGCUGAUGGAGCGGACCAGCAGGCACCAGCCUUCUGCCGAGGCGGCUGCGACGGCGCUGCAGGCGGUGGUGAGGGCUGUUGGCGGCUUGCCGGAGGAGCUCCGGUUUGGAGGAUAUGGACGCCCCGCUAGGCUGGAGUUGCAGACACGGCCACGGUACUCGGCAGGCGCAGGAGGGGACAGGCAGGCCGCAGGCAGCGCCGCCACGCCAGCAACGCCUGCAGCAGUGGCGGAGGUGACGGCGCAGCAGGUGCUGGAGCGGGCGGCGGCGCGCAUGUGGGAUACGGCUCAGGCGGAGGCCGCGGCGACGGUGGCGGAGGCGGAGGCUGCGGAGGCCGCAUACGUGGCGGAUAACAGCUGGUAUCGGCGCGAGAAGCUUGUCCGCAUGCAUGUGCUGCUACGGGGUCCAUUCAUGUGGCAGCUGACAUGCGGGCCGGAUGGAGCAGCAAGCGGUAGCGGCGCGGCGCGGCUGAAGGAGUGGCUUGAGAGCCUGGUGGCCCGGUCGCCGCCGCCGGCCACAGCAUCCGUAGCAGGAGCAACUCCUGGCAUCCAGGCGCGAAUUGCAGCAGAAGCCCCUGGGGAAGUGAAGGUGCGGCGCUGCAGCUUUGCCGCCUGCGGUUCUGGAUCUGCCAUGGCGCUUGCAGAGUGCGGUGACCCCAUUGCAGCUCUGCAGCUGUACCGCGCAGCGGUGGCAGCAGCGGCCGGCGAGGCGCCUGGCUGCCUGCAGGUGUCGGUCUGCAAGGCGGGUGCUGCCUGGACCGUUGAAAUCAGCAAGGUGAUCCGAGAGCUGUGGGAAGACCACCGCCGCUCCGCGCCUGUGCUGGCUAUGCCCACGGGUACGGCGGCAGCAGCAGGGCAGGGGCUGGCGGCACGCGGGCCGCCUGAGGCGGGCGCGGAGCGGCCUGGUCAGGCGGCAGCGGGUCAGGUUGGGGCGGCAGCAGGGCAGGGCGAGGCGGUAGCGGGGCGGGCCGGGGUGGCGGCGUGGGAGUGUGACCUGCAGGUCCUCCAGCGCCUGCUGCUGCUGACGGAACAGGCGCAUGAGGUGGUGGGCAGUGGCGAAUGAGCGUCUGUACAUGUACCUGGCAUGCGGGUGAUGAGAUGGAGGGCAGGGCGGCAGCCACAGCAGUACUGCGGUAUAGCCGUACCGCAGGGCAUGUGGGCGGCGGCAGAAUAACGGGUCGACAGCAGGGUAGGCCGCCUUGUAUGGCAGGAGUGGCAUGUGGCAAAGACUGCGCCUGGACCCGGCUGGCAGCUGUUGUUGCUGUUGGGAGGCUGAUAGUACCCCGCACACUGCCGGACACGCCAGCCCUGUGCCCAACCAGACAAGCAGGCAACCAUUGCCCGUCGUCCCUAUGCUGCUGUAAAUUACCUGGUGGUGGUGGCAGAUGGGCUCCAUACGGCUGUCCCUUCAAUUGUAAUCCGCAUCCAUA
Molecule: messenger RNA, 2748 nt
Organism: Chlamydomonas reinhardtii
Lineage: Eukaryota; Viridiplantae; Chlorophyta; Chlorophyceae; Chlamydomonadales; Chlamydomonadaceae
Exons: 3
Coding region: 309-2381 (690 amino acids)
Biological process (GO): COP9 signalosome assembly; protein deneddylation
Cellular component (GO): COP9 signalosome
Source: RefSeq, a predicted model, not a curated record